CAAAAUGUGAAUUAUCCUCUGAUCUGUUCGAAACUUUGAAAGAAGACGUAUAUUCAGUGCUACAAAAGUUCGGCGACAGGCAAAACAUUAACAGUCAUGAAAAUGCAAAAAAAAGAGCGAGAAAAUUGUUAUCAAGCUUUGACAAGACAUGUUCAUCAACUGGAGUGAGACGUUUUAUUGAUGGAUUAAAACUAAGAGAUGAAGAAAUAGAGUUUCGUACAACAUUGUUUCGCAAAAUAACAUCGUCAAACACGUUACAAGCACUAGAGGAACAUCGCGUGGUCAGAACAUUAAUUGAAGAUAUACGCAACCCGGACGAGUUAGAACACCAAGUUUUACCAGCCGGAAACUCUGGAACUCAAAGUAUUAAUAGUUAUCAGAGAAAACAUCAUCGGGAUGAAACGACAGAUGAUGAUGAACCGGAAAAGCAAUGUAGGAUUAGGAAAACUUCUACGGAUGAAAGUAAGAGAAUCAUUAGACAAGAGUCAUCGACAUCAUCAGGACAAAACGAUAUCGAAGUUGACGAGAUAGAUAUGCUGUUGUCAGAGAAUCCAAUCAUCCAAAGAUUGAUAGAAGCCGGUGGAAUUGGUCGAUAUAAAAUUGUCUUCUUGCCAGAAGAAAACGAUUGUGAUGCAAUCAAGUCAAUAUUCAAUAAGAAUGAGUGGUCGAAACUAGAAAUAGAUUGGAUUAAUGCUGAGAAGAAAACGAUACCUUCUAGUAAUGUAAUGAAUGAGAAUAUUAGCACGUUAUUAAAAAAGUACAGUGAUGGUAUCAAUGAAGCGACGUUCGGAUACGAUGUGGACUUGAGGAAAUUGUCCGUUUUAUUUGAUGAAACUUCAAUUGCAAGUCGUGACACGUACAUUUUUACUCGCGAAUGGCCUACACAAUGGAUCAAAUCUAUUUUUAAUGCAUUUUUACUGUGUUUCCAACUACCAAUAAACCCGCUUCACGAUUGUAACUUAUCCGAAUAUUCCUACAGAGAUAGGAUUGUUAAUCGUAUUAUAGAAGAUAUUUUUCUAGACACCUAUAGUUUUAUUCGCGUUAGGACAGGUGAAGUCGAAAAUACAGAUCGUAAAGAUCAGAAAAAUUCUGCAAGGCCACAAGGACAACGAC
Molecule: messenger RNA, 1113 nt
Organism: Acaulospora morrowiae
Lineage: Eukaryota; Fungi; Glomeromycota; Glomeromycetes; Diversisporales; Acaulosporaceae
Source: the annotation of a GenBank genome assembly